GCUGUACAUGCUCGUCUUGUUCCCCUCAUAAGCUGUUGCCCCGCCAAGAUACGAUUAAGGUUAUCGGCAUCAUCUACGUCAGAGCUUUCCCACGCGCCAAGCAGAGAGCAUCACGCGAAGCGCACCGCCUCAGACCUGACCGCUCCACAGCCUGCUCUCUGGACUUGUAUAUACCCUCUGCGAAGUCGAUUCUUUGUGUCCGCAUCAGAGGAUACAGCACGUCGAAAACACCAUGGCGGACCUCGCCCCAGAAACUACUGCCCACCCGGGCUCCGCCACCACCUCCGCGGUCAACUCCAAAGAAACAGCACCCGUGAAUGCGCCAGUGGAGAAGCCACCGGAUGAUAGUUCCAAGUUUAGGACAUUCUUGAGCAUCCUCAGGAGGUUCAUAGGUGUCUCCGACCUCGCCGCAGUCCGAUUCUCCCUUCCCGCGCAGCUCCUGGAACCAAGGCCUAACUUGGAAUACUGGCACUACCUUGACCGACCAGACACAUUUAUAAGUAUCGGCGAUUCAGAUGAUGACCUGGGGCGAAUGCUGGGAUGCUUGCGCUUCUGGUUCACCAAAGAUCUGAAAUACGUCAAAGGCAAGCCAUGCAAGCCUUACAACUCCACCUUGGGCGAGUUCUUUAGGUGUAACUGGAAGAUCGAAGAUACUCACCCAACUCUCAAAACACCGAGCUCAGCACCCUCGAGUAGCGCCAACAGCGUGACAGGCGACAACAAGCCUGUCAGGGUAUCCUAUCUUACCGAACAAACCUCCCACCACCCUCCUGUUUCCGCCUUCUACAUCGACUGCCCCGAGAAGGGCAUCAGCGCAAAGGGCUACGAUCAGCUGAGCGCAAAGUUCACCGGUACCAGUGUGCGCGUGGUUGCUGGAGCGCAUAACUUGGGCAUCUUCAUUACAUUGAAGAAUCGGGAUAACGAAGAGUACCAGCUUACACAUCCAGCAGCCUAUCUUGGCGGUCUGCUACGAGGCUCUCUCAACGUCUCCGUUGCCGACUCCUGCUUUAUCACCUGCCCCAAGACUGGGUUGAAAGUCAUUCUGGAGUAUCUCGAAGAAGGCUGGCUCGGGCGAUCUCAGAAUAAGGUUUUGGGAGUCAUCUUCAAGUAUGAUCCAGAUAACGACAACAUAACCAAGAUCAAAGACGUAGUGGACAAGGAUGUCCACGCGAGGAUAGAAGGCUGCUGGCAAGACAAGAUAUACUACACACUUGGCAACAAGCCCUUCAACAAGGUCCCCGAAAAGGAGCGCCAUCUUAUCAUCGAUCUCGCCCCUCUGAAUCCCGUUCCCAAAGUCGUACCACCACUCGAAGAGCAGCUCCCCAACGAGUCGCUCAAGUUCUGGGAAGGCGUCACAAAUGCCAUAGUAGGCAAGCAGUUCUCGCUGGCCACGACGCUCAAGACGGAGAUCGAGGAGAACCAACGAGCAAAGGCUGCCGAAAGGAAGGCGGAGAACAAGGAGUGGCAGCCAAGAUUCUUCACGGGUGCUGUGACGCCUGUGGGAAGACCGGAUCUGACCAAGGAUGGCGAGGAAGCACUGAAGGGUCUACACAGUGAGAGCUACAAGUUGACCGAGAAUAAGGAGUACGGAGCCUUUUGAACACGCCACAUUACGUUUCGGUAAUUAAGUUGGAUCGUCCCCUAUCGGACCGGACCGUCAUUGAUGUCCACUAUAUUUGCAAGAGUCGGACUAGUGGAACCCGACCACCCUCACUUGCCCUAUCUUUACAUUCCGAUUUGUUGGGUAGCAGCAUUUUCGUUCGGCGUUUACUGAUUGCAGUACAUACACUGGGGGACGACGUUUGCGUUACACUUGACGUUGCAUAUGCACAGCUUUGCGAAUAGAUUACAGUUUACCUUUUAGCCCAUGGGCUCUCGGCAUAACUCAUCCAUACUCCGAGGGAUUGUACUUGCCAAAGCGACAUCCAUUCGGUACAGAGUGUUCAGCCUCCCUCCAGGAUAAUGCAAUGCGCCGAGGGCAUUCAAGGUAUCGC
Cucurbitaria berberidis CBS 394.84 is the source of this 1994-nucleotide messenger RNA. RefSeq names its product oxysterol-binding protein-like protein. The coding region runs from base 233 to 1600 and encodes 455 amino acids. Gene Ontology annotation, molecular function: sterol binding. Gene Ontology annotation, biological process: piecemeal microautophagy of the nucleus; endocytosis; maintenance of cell polarity. Lineage: Eukaryota; Fungi; Ascomycota; Dothideomycetes; Pleosporales; Cucurbitariaceae. Gene Ontology annotation, cellular component: cytosol; intracellular membrane-bounded organelle; membrane. The transcript has 8 exons. The record is from RefSeq and is a predicted model, not a curated record.